This is a messenger RNA of Aureobasidium musti, 1059 nucleotides long. The record is from the annotation of a GenBank genome assembly. Lineage: Eukaryota; Fungi; Ascomycota; Dothideomycetes; Dothideales; Saccotheciaceae.
AUGACACAUCAACUUGGCAUCUCGACGAUGUCCUUGGGCCGAGCUUGGCUUCACGAUUUAGAACCAAAGCUCGACCAAGCAGCAAAGUACGGCUAUUCUGGGGUCGAACUCUUCUACGAAGAUCUGGUAUACCACUCCAGAAAGCAUCAUGGAGGCGACACCGAGGAAAACCAAUUACGAGCUGCCGAAGACAUCCAUUCAAUGUGCAAAGCUCGCAACAUCAGCAUCAUCAACAUCCAACCAUUCAUGCAUUACGAUGGACUGGUUGACCGCCAAAAGCAUGCCGAACGGAUUGAAGAACUCAAGUUUUGGUUCAAACUUGCACAUGUGCUGCACACAGAUAUGAUCGCCAUUCCUGCGUCUUUCCUUCCUGAAUCGGAAUGUACUGGUGAUAUGUCAGUCGUUGUUGCCGACCUACAAGAAGCAGCCGAUUUGGGUGCAGCACAAAAUCCGCCCCUAAGGUUUGCGUACGAAGCGCUAUGCUGGAGCACACAUUGCUAUACCUGGGAGCAGAGCUGGGAAAUCGUGUCUGCAGUUGAUCGCCCUAACUUCGGACUUUGUCUCGACACUUUCAACAUUGCUGGUCGCAUCUACGCUGAUCCUGGACAACCAUCUGGCAAGCGACCGACUGCGGACACUGAUCUCGCUGCCGCUAUCGCUUCGAAGCUUGUUCGACCCGACAAGCUGUUCUUUGUUCAAGUCGUCGACGCUGAGAAACUAUCUUCACCUCUGGUCAAAGGUCAUCCUUUCUACGACCCAGAGCAAAAUGCUCGUAUGUCAUGGUCGCGCAACUGCAGACUGUUCUAUGGAGAGCAGGACCGCGGCGGGUAUCUACCCGUUCGUGAGAUCUUGAAAGCUAUCUUGCAUGAUCUGGGCUAUAGCGGAUGGCUAAGCUUUGAGUUGUUCAAUCGGUCCAUGGCCGAUCCCAGUCCCGAGACACCAGCUGAGCAUGCACGCCGUGGUGCUGAAUCUUGGGAGAAGAUGGUGGCUGAUCUCGAGCUCAAUGGUCAUGCUGCUGAUAGUGCUGUCAGUGUCAGCUCAUCGGUGGCCAAAGCAUAA